Scylla paramamosain (green mud crab) is the source of this 2842-nucleotide messenger RNA. Its product is annotated as BOS complex subunit NCLN-like. Gene Ontology annotation, cellular component: endoplasmic reticulum membrane. The record is from RefSeq and is a predicted model, not a curated record. Gene Ontology annotation, biological process: regulation of signal transduction. NCBI's taxonomy places the organism in Eukaryota, Metazoa, Arthropoda, Malacostraca, Decapoda, Portunidae.
AUGACUCCCGCGGCGCCCUGGCCCUCACUUUACUGGCUUCCUGUCACCCCUCUUAACUGCCGUCACUGCCUCGUGCCCCACACAGGCCUCCACACCCGUCAGCAGCCGCAGGUCUCUCCCUCGAAAAACUCGUGUCAGUUUCUUCACGGCAGCAUCCACAGAGAACCGGAGAAUUUUAAGGUGUUACGUAGCAGCGUGCCGUACUGCCUGGUGGUGGCGCUGCCUCUCCUGCUGCUGCUGUCUCCAGUGCCUGUAGACGCUGCUGCUGAGUUCACAGUGUAUCGCCUGCAGCAGUACGACCUCCAUGGCUCAGCACAUGGUCAGCACCCACUCUCUGUUGACUCUUUGCCUCUUGCUGUGUCUGGGGUGCUGCGGCGCUGCUCAUCCUGCUGCCGGCCAACAUCACCGCUCUCACCGAGGGAGCACCACAUGCUGGUGCGGGAGGUUGAGGCGGCCAUGCUGGAGGCGGACACACAGAUGGCAGUGUACCUUGCCCAUGAGACUCAAGAGCUGCUGCACAUCUAUGAGUCAGUGCGCACCGCCACCAACACUGACUCAGCAACUUCGGCUGCUGCAGCCUUGAUGAGUUCACUGUCCACCGAUGGCUACCAGAUUGUGGUGGGCGGCAGUCAGUCCAAGCUGGUGCCAGACAUGACCAUCGCCAACAUUCAGGGAAAAUUGAGUGGUUAUGGUGUGGAGGAACAGCUGCCAACAAUAGCAAUAGUGGCGCACUAUGAUGCCUUUGGAGCAGCACCGGAGUUGGCGUGGGGUGCAGACAGCAAUGGGUCAGGUGUGGUGGUGCUGCUGGAGCUCGCACGCAUACUGUCACGCCUCUAUGCCUCACCACGCACUCACCCUCGCCUCAACCUGGCCUUCCUCCUCUCUGGGGGAGGCUACAUCAACUACCAGGGGUCCAAAAGGUUCCUGGAGGACCACCUGGAUGCCUCAGACUCACCACUGCUCUCAGAGACAUACUACACCCUGUGCCUGGACACCCUGGGCAGUGGUGACGCCCUCAGGCUGCACGUGUCCAAGCGGCCCAAGGAGACUUCCCCGGGGCACAGUUUCUACCAGGCCCUGGAGGAGGAGGGCAGCAAGGCGGGCCUAGUGGUGGAGAUGGUGCACCGCAAGAUCAACCUUCAGGAGGAUACACAGGCCUGGGAACAUGAGAAGUACAGCAUGAGGAGACUGCCAGCCUUCACUCUCUCCAGGCUGCAGGGACCCAAGACUGGAGAGCGCGGCAGCAUCCUGGACACACGGGGACACAUUGACGUGGCGGCGCUGACCAGGAACACUGAGGUAGUCGCCUCAGCGCUGCUGAGGCACAUCUACAACACCUCUGUGGAUGGCAUCUUUGACAAUGGCCUGGGUGAGUCAUGCUGGAAGAUAGAUAGGCAAAUAGACAAGAGAGCUGUGUCUGAGAAGAGCAUCCUGUCGUGGCUGGAUCUUAUCACCUCACAGCCCCGCUCCCCUCAGUUGCUUUCUGGCAAGAACAGUCCCCUGGUCACCACCCUCCACCAGAUACUCAGCAGAUACACUAACGAGGCGCGGAUCACCUACCUCAAGGCCGACAAACGUGAUCCCGAGUGGGUGUUCUAUGAUGUGACGAGGGCCUCCAUGGCUGCCUAUGCUGUCAAGCCUGCCGCCUUUGACUUCCUUCUAACCCUGGGCAUCCUGGCAUACCUUGGGGUGAUCUAUGUCUUCCCUCCAGGUGGGUGCUUGUCCCCCUCACGGUUUUUACUGCUAAUGUGAGGGUCAGUUAUGUGCCAAAGAUAUUAUGGCAAGAUUGAAUGUGUAUUGAUAUUUUGAGAUUUGUUAAUAUUGCAGGGACAGUUUGCUUAUGUCAUGUUUUCCUUGUGCUAAAGUAGAGGUUAUGUUUGACAUUGAAAGGAAAAGUAUGCUUAUGUCAUCUUUUCGUAAUGCUAAAUAUAAGAUUCAUGUCAUGUUCUUUAUUAUCUUACAAGGUUUAUUAUGUAGUGUAAUUCCUAGGUAUGUUAGCACUGAAGGGUUGAAUGUUAUGUUCUAUCUUAACACUGAAGUAAAGUUUCAUGCUAUCAGUGCUUAGAGAAUUGGUUAUAGACUGAAAUUUUUAGUUAUAUUAGCAUUAAAGUUAAGUAAUUGUAUACGUAGCUCAGUUUUCUUUGUUGUUUUCAACUGACUGAUGUUUUUGGAUGCUCUGUGCCAUUAUUCUUAACACAUUAGAGUGUGGUUACUGACUGUUUCUCAUCUUGCAGUACUUCCCCAAGCUGUAUGUGAUGAUGGUGCGUCUGGCCUCCCCACACAAGACCAAAGCCCACUAGGUCACUGUGUGUGUGUGUGUGUGUGUGUGUGCGCAUUCUCCCCAAACACUGAAUAAGGUAACAGUUGCAAAGUCCCAGAAAUGUGUCAAGAAAACCUGUAACCAGUAUUUUGUACACUAUUGUGAUAUAUUGUGUCCAGUAAGUCCAGGGUUGUUCUCUAAUGAGUUGCUUGUAAUGAAGUGUGAGGUUUUAUAUACUUUUCUAUCAUUAUAUUUUUUUGUCUGUAAUCUCAUCACUCAUGUGGCACCAGGUGGCUUGCGUGUUUCCUGUUGCUGCCUCCUGGUGUGUGAAAUUACCAUCUUUAUUUCUUGUGUUUGUUUGUGUUCUUGUGUAUUGGGAGGGAGAAAAGGGACAAAAGCUGACGAAGUGAUGUGUGUGCCUGAUUAACUCGUCCUCCUGUGUUCGUAUGUGUGUGUGUGUGUUUGUGUGUGUGUGUGUGUGUGUGUGUGUGUGUGUGCAUUCAUGCAUGUGUACUGAAGGGCAAAAAAGACAGGUUUUUACUUGUGUAUAAAUCUGCAUUAAAUGAAAUUAAUUUUUGUCUA